This is a messenger RNA of Xiphophorus maculatus (southern platyfish), 1878 nucleotides long. RefSeq names its product sodium channel subunit beta-4-like. Lineage: Eukaryota; Metazoa; Chordata; Actinopteri; Cyprinodontiformes; Poeciliidae. The transcript is spliced from 3 exons. The coding region runs from base 103 to 681 and encodes 192 amino acids. The record is from RefSeq and is a predicted model, not a curated record.
CCAUUAGUCCCGUCAUCAUGACGUCACGUUGCGUCAGUCCCAGCAGCAUCUUGACUUCCGCGUUUCUCUCCAAAGUAGCUUUACGGCUAACAGCGUUUCCAGAUGAUAGAAAUGGUUUCAUUAAAGGUCUCGUUGCUCUGGACUCUGUGGAUCAGCUCUGUCUCUGCUGAAGGUCAUGUAGAGGUCAGAGGUGAACCUGGACAGUCCAUCACUCUGCCCUGUAGUUCUGCUGCCAGUUCAUCUGUUAUCGUCGUUCAGUGGAGCAGAACCGAUCUGGGCUCAGAGUACGUUCUUCUGUUCAGAGACGGUCGGUUUGAUGUAGGGAACCAGAACCCGUCUUAUCAGAACCGGGUGGAUCUGGUGGACCCACAGAUGAAGGAAGGAAACGUGUCUUUGGUUCUGAAGAACCUGACGACUAACGAUACGGGACUAUAUCAGUGCCAAGUCCAGAAUGAAGGAGGCCUUGAUACUAAACUCAUCAGAACCAUCAGACUGGAGGUUCUUAGUCCAGAGAAGAAAAAUGGAGGAACCAGCGAUGGAUCCAUCGGACUGAUAGUUGGUCUGAUCCUAUUGAUCUUAUUGAUCUUAUUGGCUGUUGUUGUUGUUGUUUUAUUUCUGAUCUAUAAAAAACAAUCUGCUUGUUUCAGGAAGAAAAGCUCAGAUCCUCCAGCUGAUCUGUAGAUUUACUAUAAAUGCCUUUAAUCUGUGGACAUGACUUACAUCAGAUUAUUGCUGUGUGGAUGGAUGUUUCAUCUGGCAAAUAUGAGUUGAUUUUCUCUUGCUGACAGAUAAACCUGCAGUCAUAAAUCAUGACUUGAUUAUUAUAAAAUAGUUUUGUACAAUGACUUCUGGACUGAAACUCAAAGGUGACAUUUUAUUUGUAGGCUGUGUUCCCACCAGUCCAAUGUCGUCCACUUUGAAUCUUUAAAAGCUACACAAUUAUUAUAACUACUUAAUAAAAGAAGCUCAAUCAGAAGCUAACUGAAGUUUUAUUAUUGCAUGGAAUGAGCUUCUCUUUGUAUUUAUUAAAAAGAUCAAAUUUAUACUAAUCUUAUAUAUUCUAGUGUUUUAUUGACAUCUAUCCAAAUCAUUUCCUGAAUCAAACUUCAUCUCAAUUAAGUAAAAAUUUGAAGUGACAAUCAAACGAUGGCAGGUUGGUCCGUCCUGCUGAUGGAGGAGAAGGUAACUAAUUAUACCAGAUAUAUCAGAGGAUGGAGGUCAGUCAGUUUCUGCUGUGAAAAGUAGCUUCAGUAAAUAUGUCAUUUUUAUUUUUUAAUGAAACUUGCAGACUGCAGCUUUAACCGUCAUGACAUUGCUAUCUUCAUGGACCCAUUGACACAUUUUAUAAACUAUAAUUCAGUUUUUUAUAGUUUUGUUGGCUCUGACUUGUAUUCAGGUGCAACUUGCAUGUUUUCUGCUCAUGCUGCAGUUUUUCACAGAUGCAAUUAUAGGAUGACUAAUAAUGUAAAACUACAGAAAAAUCAGUUCAACAUUUAAUAAAGUUUUGUUUCUUCUUGCUUUUUCUCCAUUAUAUUUAUGUUCAUUAAAAGUAAAGCAGUUUUCAGACCUCAUUUGUUUUCUAUUAUGUUUAAAAUGUUUAUUGUUCUGCAUCAACUGGUGUUUUUUAUUUGGUUACAUGGAAAAUGAGUGUAAAUAACUAAUAAUGCAGCUAAGCUUGUUUACAUAGUUUUUUUGUUUUGUAGUUUUGUUCUGCUCUAAUCUUCCCACCAGACUCAUAAUUCAUGAAACUGUUAUUGAACAGAUUCAUGUUAAUCAGAACAAACAUAACAGAUUCACCAUUUCAGUAUUAUUGAUGUUUGACUGAAGGAGACGUUGAAGUGAAUAUCUAAACAAAAUAAAACUGAUUCAUCCAAACCA